This is a messenger RNA of Gadus chalcogrammus (walleye pollock), 588 nucleotides long. RefSeq names its product oxysterol-binding protein-related protein 9-like. The record is from RefSeq and is a predicted model, not a curated record. Lineage: Eukaryota; Metazoa; Chordata; Actinopteri; Gadiformes; Gadidae. The transcript is spliced from 4 exons. The coding region runs from base 6 to 422 and encodes 138 amino acids.
CUAUUAUGAGAACCAUCUUUUCUCUUCAAAUAUGUAUGUGGAUUAAUAAAACAUCAGGGCAAUGUCCUGACUCCGGCGAUGGCCACCACUGGAUUGCUGUUUGGUUGGGUUGGAUGAUCGCGCGCCCCACACCAUAUCCGACUCCUCCCCGAGCGCAGUUCAGUGUAAAGAUGGCGUCCAUCAUGGAGGGGCCGCUGAGUAAGUGGACUAACGUCAUGAAAGGUUGGCAGUAUCGUUGGUUUGUGUUGGAUUACAAUGCCGGCUUGCUGUCAUACUACACGUCUAAGGACAAGAUGAUGCGAGGCUCAAGAAGAGGCUGUGUUCGUCUCAGGGGCGCUGUAAUCGGCAUUGAUGACGAGGACGACAGCACAUUCACCAUCACCGUGGACCAAAAGACUUUCCAUUUCCAAGGUCCAUCCUGACGGUGCCCUGGGUGGAGCUGGGCGGCGAGUGCAGCAUCGUCUGCUCCAAGUCGGGCUACAGCGCCAACAUCGUGUUCCACACCAAGCCCUUCUACGGCGGCAAGAAGCACCCAUCACGGCGGACAUGCAGAGUCUUAAGACUAUGAACAAGAGAGUUGAACGGCGU